Molecule: messenger RNA, 734 nt
Organism: Dromiciops gliroides (monito del monte)
Lineage: Eukaryota; Metazoa; Chordata; Mammalia; Microbiotheria; Microbiotheriidae
Gene: PCP4
Product: Purkinje cell protein 4
Exons: 3
Coding region: 149-337 (62 amino acids)
Cellular component (GO): cytoplasm
Molecular function (GO): calmodulin binding; calcium ion binding
Source: RefSeq, a predicted model, not a curated record
GCAGGUAAAUGAAUCUUAUUGGUUUACUAGUGGUAUUAUGACAGUGAGCAGCCCUUUUUAAGACAAAAGCUAGGAACUACAACAAACCUUGUACAUUUUCUUCUGUUCUGGGGAAGUAGAAGUCCAGGAGCUGACAUUUAAAACCACAAUGAGUGAGCAAAAGGGUUCUGAGGCAACCAAUGAAAAGGAGAAGCCUUCUGGUGAGAAUGAUGGACAAAAGAAAAUUCAAGAGGAAUUUCAAAUCGAUAUGGAUGCACCAGAGACAGAACGUGCAGCUGUGACAAUACAGUCUCAAUUCAGAAAAUUCCAGAAGAAAAAGGCAGGGUCCCAGUCUUAGUGUUAAUAGUUUCCUCACAGUUAAUAAAUAGAAUUCUACAGUCACCAGAUGAAAAAAAAUGAACAAAUAAACUAAUCAGCAAAAACCCCCAAAUAGCCCCACACUAUACAUCUGAAUUACAAACAUGAAGUGCAUGUACACAAGCUCUUGCUAUUUAUAGUCAUUAGGAAAAUGUAAGACAAUGAUAUCUAAGCAAUUAAAGCUAUUUAUUUAGCUCUAGUUCUAUCUCUUCUGUAACUAACAACUUUAUUUGAGGUUAUAAUAAAACAAAAUAAAGAAAUGUAUGUUUUUAUUUGCUGUUUUAUAUUAAUACAGAACAUCAUAAAUCUUACAAAAAUUUAUAUUUUCUUCUCCACUCAAAGCUUAGAGACAUAAUUUUGAAAUUUGAAUCUGUUAU